GAGACAGUACAGCAGGACAAUUCACUUCAAAUAGAGAACAUGGUAAAAUUAAUUCAUACGCUAACUGAUCAUCGUGACGAUGUCAACUGCUGUGCUUUCUCUUCUUCCCUCUUGGCAACUUGCUCCUUGGACAAAACAGUUCGCCUGUACUCCCUAAGUGACUUCACUGAACUGCCGUACUCUCCAUUGACUUUUCACACCUAUACUGUCCACUGCUGCUGUUUCUCCCCUUCAGGACAUGUUUUGGCUUCAUGUUCCACGGAUGGUACAACUGUCCUGUGGAAUACUCAGAAUGGACAGAUGUUGACGGUGAUGGAACAGCCCAGUGGGAGCCCCGUGAGAGUUUGCUGCUUUUCCCCAGACUCCACUUGUUUGGUAUCAGGGGCAGCAGAUGGAACUGUUGUUUUGUGGAAUGCACAGACAUAUAAGUUACAUAGGUAUGGUAGUGUUAAGGAUGGCUCCUUAGUGGCCUGCACAUUUUCUCCUAAUGGAAGCUUCUUUGUCACUGGCUCCUCGUGUGGAGAUUUAACAGUGUGGGAUGACAAAAUGAGAUGUCUGCAUAGUGAAAAAGCCCAUGAUCUUGGAAUAACCUGCUGCGAUUUUUCCUCACAGCCUGUUUCUGAUGGAGAACAAGGUCUUCAGUUUUUUCGAUUGGCAUCGUGUGGUCAAGAUUGCCAGAUUAAAAUUUGGGUUGUUUCUUUUACCCAUGUUUUAGGUUUUGAAUUAAAAUAUAAAAGUACACUGAGUGGGCACUGUGCUCCUGUUCUGGCUUGUGUUUUUUCUCAUAAUGGACAGAUGCUGGUCUCGGGGUCAGUUGAUAAGUCUGUCAUUGUGUAUGAUAUUAAUACUGAGAAUAUACUUCACUUGUUGACUCAGCACACCAGGUAUGUCACAACUUGUGCCUUUGCACCGAAUAGCCUCUUACUUGCUACUGGUUCAAUGGACAAAACAGUGAACAUAUGGCAAUUUGACCUGGAAACACCUUCUCAAGCAACAAGCACAGAAGAUCAAUCUAAGCUCUUCACUGAAAAUUGGUCAGAAGAGGAUGUCUCAAUGUGGCUUUCUGCUCAAGGUUUAAAAGACCUUGUAGAUAUUUUUAAAAUAAAUAAUAUUGAUGGAAGAGAAUUGCUGAAUCUUACAAAAGAAAGCUUGGCUGAUGACUUCAAAAUUGAAUCUGUAGGGCUACGUAGUAAAGUUAUGAGGAAAAUUGAAGAACUACGAUCAAAGAUGAAAUCCCUUUCUUCUGGAAUUCCUGAUGAAUUUAUAUGUCCAAUAACGAGGGAGCUUAUGAAAGAUCCUGUCAUUGCAGCAGAUGGAUAUUCUUAUGAAAAGGAAGCAAUGGAAAAUUGGAUCAGCAAAAAGAAACGUACAAGUCCCAUGACAAAUCUUGUUCUUCCUUCACUAGUACUUACACCAAACAGGACUCUAAAAAUGGCCAUCAAUCGAUGGCUUGAAACACAUCAGAGAUAAAAUUAUCUAUAUUACAUUGUAUUAUUUAUAUUUUCCAGUGAUCUCAUUUUUUUAAAAAGGUAAAACAGGAGGAAUGUAAGCAUCCAAAAUUAGUUACCUAAGAAAUUACUA
Suncus etruscus (white-toothed pygmy shrew) is the source of this 1581-nucleotide messenger RNA. RefSeq names its product WD repeat, sterile alpha motif and U-box domain containing 1 (gene WDSUB1). NCBI's taxonomy places the organism in Eukaryota, Metazoa, Chordata, Mammalia, Eulipotyphla, Soricidae. The transcript is spliced from 11 exons. The coding region runs from base 40 to 1470 and encodes 476 amino acids. The record is from RefSeq and is a predicted model, not a curated record. Gene Ontology annotation, molecular function: protein binding; ubiquitin-protein transferase activity. Gene Ontology annotation, biological process: protein ubiquitination.